CUCUUUGUUAACAUCUCCUCCUUUGCUUUGUUACUCAAGCAGAUGCAAGCAUUGUUUAGAAUUGGGAAGGGUGAGCCACCACCAGUUCCUGAUUCUCUGUCAAAAGAUGCACGAGAUUUUAUCCUGAGAUGUCUACAAGUUAAUCCUAAUAAUCGUCCAACAGCUGUUCAGCUCUUACAUCAUCCAUUUGUGAAGCGGCCUCCUCCAACACCCUCAGGCUCAGCUUCUCCUUAUCUUGGCAGACAGAGUUGAGAAUUUCUUUCCAUAAAAACCUUGGCUGCAAAAGUAACAGAUGCAUUUAUGGUUGUAAAGAGCUAUGUCUUUGAUGAAAUUAAGGUGAAAUUGCCUUGUAGCAUUGUCGACACUUGUUAGAUAAAGAUUUGCUUCUGCGGAUUCAACAUUCAAGAGCCUGCACGUUGGUAUUUGAUUAAAGCAACCAACAGGCUGCUAAGGAUUUUUAGCACUCAGAUUACAAGAUGAGAUGCAUAUUGUUGGUGCAGAAUUUCGCACUAGAAGGCCAAGUGCUCUCAAAAGUUUGGCGCUGUUGUUGUAUAAAUAGUAAUAGUUUGCUGAUGCCAAGUUGUUUUAUCAUCUCAUCGCUCUUAUCUGUUUUCCAGGAGUAGAUUUUUAUCAGGUGAAAUAUUGUAGGGCAACAUGUGGGAAAAUUUCUUGUAAUGGUGUCGGGCAACAUGCUUUAUUAGUGUGUGUAUAUAUGUAUGUCUUUUUUUUUGUUGAAGCCGAAGUAUUUUUGUAUGCAUAAAGGCGGAAUUAAUGGUGUACUUAAGUUAUACUCUAAUAGUUCUGUUGUAGGAUUCUACUUUUAUGUGAAAUAGAAAUCAAUUUAUUUUUUUCUUUCUUCAUUAAUUGCGCUGGUGAUGGAACCCCUGUACUCCUCUCUUUUUCAUUCUCUUAACUAAGAGGGAUUGCAAUGUAUUUGUUUUAUAAAUUUAAAGUUUUAAA
Messenger RNA from Rubroshorea leprosula, 960 nucleotides. Lineage: Eukaryota; Viridiplantae; Streptophyta; Magnoliopsida; Malvales; Dipterocarpaceae. The record is from the annotation of a GenBank genome assembly.